AGCAGACACAGUGAGAGUCGAGAGUGGCUGCAGCCCCGCCUCGGGAAUCGCGUGGCCUCGGGGCUCCUGGGUUGCGGACUGAGUGACGGGCGAAGGACGCGCGCGCGCGCGUCUGCAUCCUCCGCUGCCUUUCCGUGGCUGUGCACGGUGGAAGGCAGGACCACCCGGAGCUGAGGCUCUCAGGACCCGGGUUCCCAGACUCAGGGGUGCAGGCGGCUAGACCCGAGCAUCCGGGCCGGUGGCUCCUGCGCUCCAGCUGCCCAGCUGUGCCUCGCUCCCCAUCACAAGUUUGCCCGGUACUGGCCAAGUAGGACACAGACAUUGCUUGUGCCUUGGGCGGUUCUGGACAUGGCCUGGCUGGAGGCGUUGCCCUACAUCUGCGGAUGGCUGAUUCUCCGCAGCUGUCUCCUGGUCCGAGCUCAGCUGGAUUCUGACGGCAUCAUCACCAUAGAAGAGCAGAUUGUUCUUGUUAUGAAAGCUAAAGUGCAAUGUGAGCUCAACAUCACAACUCAACUCCAAGAAGGAGAAGGCAAUUGCUUCCCAGAAUGGGAUGGACUCAUUUGUUGGCCAAGAGGAACAGUGGGGAAGAUGGCAGCUGUGCCAUGCCCCCCUUACAUUUAUGACUUCAAUCAUAAAGGAGUUGCUUUCCGGCACUGUACCCCCAAUGGAACGUGGGAUUUUAUUCAUAGCUCAAAUAAAACAUGGGCUAAUUAUUCAGACUGCGUUCUGCAGCCAGAUAUCAGCGUAGGAAAGCAAGAGUUCUUUGAAAGCCUCUACAUCCUGUACACUGUUGGCUACUCUAUCUCUUUUGGCUCUUUGGCUGUGGCCAUUCUCAUCAUCGGCUACUUCAGACGUUUGCACUGCACUAGGAACUAUAUCCACCUGCAUCUGUUUGUGUCCUUCAUGCUGAGAGCUGUGAGCAUCUUUGUCAAGGACAGAGUGGCCCAGGCUCACCUAGGAAUAGAGGCGCUGCAGUCUCUGGUGAUACAGGGUGACCUUCAGAACUUCAUUGGAGGACCAUCUGUGGACAAAUCUCAGUAUGUCGGGUGCAAGAUCGCUGUUGUGAUGUUUAUUUAUUUCUUGGCUACAAACUAUUAUUGGAUCCUGGUGGAAGGGCUCUACCUGCAUAACUUAAUCUUUGUGUCUUUCUUUUCGGACACCAAAUACCUGUGGGGCUUCAUCUUGAUAGGCUGGGGAUUUCCAGCGGUGUUUGUUAUGGCUUGGGCGGUGGUACGAGCCACUCUGGCUGACACCAGGUGUUGGGAACUUAGUGCUGGAGACCGGUGGAUUUACCAGGCUCCAAUCUUAGCUGCUAUUGGGCUGAAUUUUAUUCUGUUCCUGAAUACAGUUAGAGUUCUCGCUACCAAAAUUUGGGAGACCAAUGCAGUUGGCCAUGACAUGAGGAAGCAGUACAGGAAGCUGGCUAAGUCCACGCUGGUCCUGGUGCUGGUGUUCGGUGUGCACUACAUCGUGUUCGUCUGCCAGCCGCACUCCUUCUCCGGGCUCUGGUGGGAGGUCCGCAUGUACUGUGAGCUCUUCUUCAACUCCUUCCAGGGUUUCUUCGUGUCUAUUGUCUACUGUUACUGCAACGGAGAGGUCCAGGCUGAGAUGAAGAAGAUGUGGACUCGGUGGAAUCUGUCCGUCGACUGGAAAAGAACGCCACCUUGUGGCGGCCACAGGUACGGCUCGGUGAUCACCACCAUCACUCACAGCACCAGCAGCCAGUCACAGAUGGGGCCAAGCACGCGCCUGGUGCUCAUCUCUGGCAAACCCACCAAGAAUGCCAGCAGACAGAUCGACAGCCAUGUGACUCUGCCUGGCUACGUCUGGAGUAAUUCUGAGCAGGACUGCCAGCCACACUCCACCCCCGAGGAGACUAGAGAAGGUCAUGGGAGGCAGGGAGAUGAUAUUCCAGUGGGGGAGUCUUCCAGGCCAGUGGCGUUCACCUUAGAUACAGAAGGAUGCAAAGGACACAUCGAGCGUAUCUGAGUCACCAUUUGUGACUCCAGCAGAUUGGCAGAUCUGGUGGUAGAGAUAACCUAAGUGGGAAGACUGGAAUUCUGGAAGAAGGUGUUGCUUAAACGUUUUCAGUUUCCACCAGCUGGCUAGUAUAAAUAUUCAUGCAUAAAAGGAUAUUUAUUGGGGUAGUUUAUUAUCUUAUGUUGGCAUUACUCCUUCCGAAAUUAAUAAUUUCUCUGUGGUUAUUAUUUUGCUUCUUUUGCAUAGAGAAGGUUUCGAACGCUUGGCUCUACCUUUCUCUCAUAAAUAUCACCCUGAAUAUGAUAAAGACCAUUUAGUUUGCAUUGUUUUCCUUUAAAGCAAUCACUGAUUUUUAUCUUUCUCAUUUUAAUGAUCUUCCAUUAUGUGUUCAUCUUGUCUAUGUACUGGAACAACUGUAGAAUGUACACUGGAAGACAAAUUCUUGAACACACUGGAAAAUCAAUGGACUGGACAUAAUAAAGUGAUGCAUUUCUGACAGUUAUGAUUCAUUCUAGGAGCAAAGAAAACCACUCUGUUCUUCCUUUGAACAUCCCCUGUGUGAUGAGCCAACUUCUUCUCUUGUUCUUCUUCUUCUUCUCCUUUUUUUUUUUUUUUUUGUGAACCAUGACAAGUCAAAAGUUUUCUCAGUCAGUGACCUUGUGUUUGAAAGCUGAUUCGGUGUGGGCUCGUUUAUACUGAGGCUAACCCACACCACAUUUUUGCCUUUUUCUGUUCUGUUGUUUGCUAUGUUACAGAUGGUAUGUGGGGUAAAUUAAAAGUUUGUUUUAAAGAUAUGUUUGGUCAUUAAGAAAAUUUCCUUUCAUCAUUGCAUGUAAUUCUUGAGAAGCAACCAAAUGUUCUUUCUCCAAGUCUGCAGCUCCUGGCCCAUAGCUUCCAUGUUUUGCCAAAUUUGACAUUUCAGUUCUGAAAACAUUUACUGCAUGCAUACUACAGAGCAGGUAUUCUGCUGGGGUGUUUACAAGUAUUGACUCGCUGCAAAUUCUGGAGUAGGUUUUUACCACUGUCACUGUGUUUUAUAAUGACUCACAAGGUGAAUCAAUUUACCUGAAGUCGUUGAGUAGGUUUUCAGAUGUAAUCUACUGACUCCAAGUCUCAUGCACUUACAAUCACUAUCACAUGCACAUGUGCGCGCGCGCACACACACACACACACACACACACACACACACACACACACACCACUAACCAAUGAAAUAAUUUAAUGAAUUCCUUUUGGGUAGAGCAUGCUUCAAGACCUUGUAUUGCAAUUUAUCUCAGUGUCUGACUCAUAAAGUUUCCACUCAUGUCAAAGACAAAUCUAUAUAAAAGGCAUCAGAAUAGUGUACUGUGAACUAAAACAACACAGUUAGAGCUGCUGUUUCUCAGUCUAUUGAAUGACUUCAACAACACACAGUGGUGUUAAUUAUGACGUAGGUGCCCCUCUACUUACAUGUCUCCUUUAUUUCCUUCUCUGAGUGGUAGCUUGGAGUCAUUUCCUUUGCAUUCAGCUUAUGAAGACGCCACGGUGCUUAUCUAACCCACCCAAUUCAACUCUGCAUUGUUGCCUACCUGAGUGGCCUGCCUGCGAGGAGAGAGCCAUCAUGAACUGAGUCACAGACUUAGUUCAGUUCUAUGACUAAUUUUAUGCAGACUUCUGUAACAUAGCUUCAUUUUAAAAAUGAAAAAAACUUUUAUAAUUCAGUUGGUCCAUUUAAAAAUGUAGGAACUAUCAGUCUACUUCAAAGAGAUGUUAUGGUAGAUAAGAAAAAAAUAUUAAAAAUACUUUAUGACAUAAAUACUCUAUAGAAAUGCUUGGUUUAUGUCAUUUCUAUCAAUUUUUUUACAUUUAAGUUACAUUUUUAUUUUGCCUUCUUAUAAAUUGCUUUAAAUGUCACUGUAACAAUAAAGAAUUUUUAGAAUAGAUAUAUUUAGAAAACAUGGAAAAUAAUGACUUUCUAGCCUGCUCCAAAUCCUAAGGCUAGACCAUAACUUCUUUAUGUAACAGGCAUCAGUAGAGGAAAGCUCAUCCUUAUACUUCAGAUCCCCAUCACAUGAAGCAAAGCUCCACUUUCAAAAUGAUCACUGUAAAGUGCUGCGUGCUCAUGGACCAGAUGUUUGUCAAUUUUCAAAUACAAGAAGUUCUAGAUGCAAGAGGUUUAAAUGGUAGGAUAGGUCACAGGGGUAUGGGAGGAUACUCUUAUAUGACUUACUGAGAUGCACAUUAAUACUAUAUUUUUCCUUGCAGUCAAAUAAGAGUUUGACAUCAGAGAUAAUACUUACUGCCCAAGGUAAACAUGAAUGAUUUAGACCAUAUAACUCUUUAUUGUGCCUAUUAAAUAACAUGAAAACACAUAUGUUUUAUAGCAUAUAAUGUAAAACAUCUCAAAAUACCCAAGAACCUUGGUUUUAAAUAUUAGGAAGCAGAUGACUAAUAUGCAUGAGUUUCUGUAUAUUGUUUGCGCUCAUAGAUUAAUAUUAAAUACUUCAGAACGAGUCUUGGAUAACGUGUGCACAUAAAUGACACUGAAGAUGUCCACACUAUAGUCCUCAGAACUGAUGAUUGUACUAGGUUCCAUAGUGAAGGCGAACAAAGGUUACAAACCAAAUUGAGAUUUGCUGACCAGCUGACUUUAAAACAGGGGGAUUGUCUUAGAUCAUCUAGACAGAAUGGAUUUAAUCACAAUGGCCCUUAAAAGUGAAGUAAAAGAGAGACAGAGGGUGGAGGCUUUGCAGUACGAUGUAAGAACCUGCUCUCUGGUUUCAGGCUUUGGAGACAGAGAGGGGGCUCUGAGCCAGGAAACUCUAAGAGCUUAUGGAAGCUGGAAAGGGCAAAGUAGCAGCGCUUCCUGUGGAGAUUCCAAGAAGGAAGGCAGCUUCACUGGCACCAGCCUGACCUUUGCUGACUUCCCCUACAGAAGUGUAGAAUAAAAUGUGUCUUAUGAUGCUGGCUUUGUGAUAACUUGGAAUGGUGGCCAUAGAAAACCAUGACAGAGAUUUGUAUGGAUUGCUAAUAAGAAAAUAAUUGAAACCAUUCAUUACUGUUUCUUGGAAAUCAGUUAUUGUGCCAGUUUUUGCUGUAUUGUAUGUGCUAUAUUUAUUAGGAAGAAAACUGUCUUAUUUGCCAUCUUAUUGAAACUUACAUGUUUCAGGAAUUGCUGUAUCAUGGAAAUGUUGAUGUUUAUGCUGUUUCUAGGUGACACAUUCUUGCACUUAAAACACCAUAAGACUCCAUCACAAACUCACAGUUUUGAUAGACUUUCAUCAAAGUGGUGGAAUACAAAAUCAACACAAUAAAAAUCAGUAGUUUUCUAUACACUAAAAUCAAAAUUGUUGAGAAAAUCAGGAAAAAAAAAAAACAACCCCCCAAACAAC
This is a messenger RNA of Peromyscus maniculatus bairdii (prairie deer mouse), 5351 nucleotides long. It is a transcript of the gene Pth2r, whose product is annotated as parathyroid hormone 2 receptor. Gene Ontology annotation, molecular function: peptide hormone binding; G protein-coupled peptide receptor activity; parathyroid hormone receptor activity. The record is from RefSeq and is a predicted model, not a curated record. Gene Ontology annotation, cellular component: plasma membrane. Lineage: Eukaryota; Metazoa; Chordata; Mammalia; Rodentia; Cricetidae. Gene Ontology annotation, biological process: cell surface receptor signaling pathway; adenylate cyclase-modulating G protein-coupled receptor signaling pathway.